Molecule: messenger RNA, 378 nt
Organism: Aegilops tauschii subsp. strangulata
Lineage: Eukaryota; Viridiplantae; Streptophyta; Magnoliopsida; Poales; Poaceae
Product: ethylene-responsive transcription factor ERF071-like
Biological process (GO): regulation of DNA-templated transcription
Molecular function (GO): DNA-binding transcription factor activity; DNA binding
Source: RefSeq, a predicted model, not a curated record
AUGCCGCCGCGUUGUCGAACCAGCUCGGGCUAUCGCGGCGUCCGCGUCCGCCCUUUCGGCUGGUUCUAUGUGGAGAUCCGCUCCGGCAACGUGCGUCUCAGUCUCGGGACAUUCGAGACCGCGCACGAGGCCGCCCACACCUACGACUCUGCGGCGUGGCGCCUCAGCAGGCCAUGCUCGCCGAUGAACUUCCACGAUGCGCAGACGUGCCAGCAGGCGCAGGACCUCGCGCCGCCGCCUCGUCUUAUAAUAGACCAGGACCAUGAGGAACACCGCAGACGCCAGCGCUGCCUCCGCAUCGCCGAGGCGGACGAGCUAGCCAUGGCAGAGUGGCGCCAGCGCUACCUACAGGACGUCGCCAAUGAGAACGCCUUCUAG